Sinocyclocheilus anshuiensis is the source of this 4465-nucleotide messenger RNA. RefSeq names its product leucine-rich repeats and IQ motif containing 1 (gene lrriq1). NCBI's taxonomy places the organism in Eukaryota, Metazoa, Chordata, Actinopteri, Cypriniformes, Cyprinidae. The record is from RefSeq and is a predicted model, not a curated record. Gene Ontology annotation, molecular function: protein binding.
AUGAAUGACAUCGAACAGGCAAUAGACGAGGAGCUGAUGAAAUUAAACAUACAUCCUUCUCAGAAUGAUUUAGGGGCUAAUACAGAAAAGGCUCUGUCGCCUUUAGAUUUCAAACGAGACAAUGGGAUGGUUAUCUCUGAAUUAGUGGAACAAGUUGGACAUCUAAAAGACAUUGUGCCACAGAAUGCCCAGCGGGAGAUUCCGAAUAUGUCAGGCAUGGAAGAUGAUGUAUGCACUGAGAGUGACCUUCAAAUUAGUCUUGAGUGGAGAGAAUUAGAGAAAAGACUAAGAAAGGAAGAGGAGCAGAAAUGAGCAGCACAGCAGGUAGAAAGAGAGCUGCAUUUGAACUCAGAAAGAGAAGAAGAGAGGAGAAGAAGAGGACUUAUAAAGUUUUAGGAGGAGUUGAAAAAAAAUAGAGGCCACUCUGUUCACCGCACAGAAGAUCUUCAGCUGGAGCUGGAUAAACAGCAGAUGUUAAUAAGGAAACUUCAGGAGCAAAUGGAGGAGGAAAAACAGGCUUUUGAGAAGGUUCAGGAGGAGGAGAGAAUGAGAACCCAGAAACUUCAUUGCAUAGCAGCAACAAAGAUUCAAGCUGCUCUCAGAGGAACAUUAGUGCGCCUCUGGAGCAAAACAGAGUGUAGGAGAAAGAAAGAAGAGGAGAGGAGACUUGAGGAGGAGAAGAGGGAAUGGGAGAAGCUGAAGAUGGAGAGAGAACAGGAGAGAAACAGGAUUGAGGAAGAAGAGCGCGCUCAGAGGGAGGAGAUGGAGAGAUGCAGAGCAGAUUAUGAAAGAGCUAAAGAACAAGAGUGCCAUCGUCUAGAGAAGGAGCAAAGACUUGAACAACAGAAGGAAGAUGAGAAAAGGAAGAAAAUGCAGAAGAAGAAAAAGCAGAACAACAUUACAAGUGUAAAAGAUGAUCGCAGAAGACAGGAUGUAGACAAGAAGAAUAAAGAAAAGGAAAGAACAAAAAUGGAAAGAAGUAGUCAGGUGAAGGAUGAAUGUAAAAGAGAGGAGGAAAGAGGGGAACAGGAGAACAAAGAAAAUGAGGUAAAUGUGAGAAAAAUAGAAGCUAAUAAUGAAAGAAUCAGGCAUGAGAAGAAAAUGGAAAACACAGUGGAUGACGACAGCAAUAUGAUGAAAAAACAGGACAAACCUAAAAGCAUAAACACAGAAGACACUGAAAGAUUAGAUUAUAUAAGACCACAAACAAAGAGUGAUAAAGACAGAAUAAAGAACCACGAAGAAGAAAAAACAGUUGAAAGCAGUGGAGAGCUCGACUCUCAGGUAAAUCUCUCACAGUCAAGAAAAAGCAUUAAAGUAACCAAAACCACUACAGAGUCACACAUAAAUGUACAUCAAGGUCUCUCCAGUGACCAUGGUAUUAGUCCAGUGGGUUCCUCCAGUGUUGCAGAUCAUCUAAGUGUUCAAGGAAAUACAGACUUGACUGUACAGGCUUCUGAUUUGGCUGUUGUAGCACCUGAGAUGGACACAAGGGGGCAUCAAAAUACUACCGCUUUUGAGCUUGAGGACCAUAAACCAAAAAGCCAAGAAUCAAUUUCAAUAUGUUUGCCUGACAGCUCAGAGCAGAAGCGACUGGCCUGGAUGAUGAGCUGCACUCCCUGGUCCAAACUAUCAUUGUAGAAUAAAAGGAAGGGGUCUUCUGCACAACAGCAGUCCAAAAAAAGAGGCCCAAGAAAAAGAAGAGUCCCGAGCUUACCCUCUCUGUCUGUGGACACUAUUCUCAAAACAGGAGCUUGGAGCUCUCUCAGACAGGUUACGACAGUGACGCUGGUAGACCUACCAGGAUGUAGCCUGUCCACACUGUCCGAGUGUAACAAACUGCAGACUUUGACCCUUAGACGCUGCGGCCUCACUUCUUUGGAUGGAUUGAACCAGUGCUCUCAGAUCAGAUAUAUUGAUGUACAAGAGAACUCAAUUACUUAUCUGGAUUGUGGAGGUCUAGCCAACCUUCAGGUCCUCCUUCUGGACAGGAACCAACUGAUGAACAUCCAUGGUCUUGAUGGAGCUGAAAACCUGCAAAUUCGUCAGCUCUCACACAACAACAUCUCUCGCAUAAGUGGUUUAGGACCCCUGAAAAUGCUUCUGCGAUUAUCAGUGGACCAUAACCAGCUGCUCAGCAUAAGAGGUUUGAACGAAAUUUAUAGCCUUCUCCAUCUGGACUGUUCGUACAACCACCUAAGCCACGUUGAGGGUUUGGAGAAUUGUGCUCUGCUUAACACACUGGACCUCAGAGGAAACAGCCUGACUGAGCUGCCUGUCCUGCAGAACCACAUUCUUCUGAGGGACCUGUACCUGGAUGACAAUCUUCUAUCUUCUAUUGAUGAUCUGGAAUCCUAUUGGCUGUCUUUGCUCCAAAACCUCUCUGUGUCCCAUAACAGUGUAACUCAUUUAAUUCCACUCUUGGACCUGGUGUCUCUGAGGAUGCUGGAUGCCAGUCACAACUGUCUGUCAGAUUUGCAGAACAUUUGUCUGAAUCUUCAGGAAUGCACCAGUCUUCAAGAACUUAACCUGACUUGUAACCCACUACAGCAGGAAAGCAACUGGAGGUCCUUGCUUUUGGAAACAGUGCCUGGCUUGAUUAAGUUGAAUAAUGAGCAGACUGCUGCUGCCGCAGUGCCCCGUAAUUUUCCAGGACAGCAGUGGAGUUUCCAGGCCCUCUGUCAAGCACAGCAAGAGCGACGAGAUUCACUUCUCCAGCAGCAAAAGAUGGAGAUCAGUAGUUUUGUUUCCCAGUACAAUUGUACAUUGCUUGCCAUUGGCCACCAAGCAGACCUGCUCAGACUGGCAGUGGACCAGCGUUACGCCCAUGAAUAUGGCGACAGCUGUGUCACAGAGGAUUCUGCACUGGCGGCUAACAGUAGUUCAUGUAGUUAUUCUGAAGCAUCUUUAUCACAGAGACAAAGUCUAGAGAUGCGUCUCCGGGAUACAGCAGAUUGGCAGAAACACAAAAAGACUCAAGUUUCUCAAGCUGACCUUGAGCUACGAUCUGCUGACUGCAUGCAGACACAAAGUGAGAAGGAACCUGUUCAGGCACUGAACCUUAAAAUAGCGGCAGCUGUGGCGAUCCAACGAUGCUGGCGGAGGAGAUGCUUAUUGCGGAGACGUGAGGGCCUCCCAGGCUUAAUUGAAAAAACUAACACAAAAUCACAUCUUCAUAAGGUGGAAGAUACCUGCAUUGGGGGGCCUGAGAGGGAACGUGCUGCUGUUGUUAUUCAGGCUGCAUGGAGGGGCUGCGUUCUGCGGAAAAAGCUGGCCCGUGCUCUAGCUGCUGCUCGGAUCACAGAAAGCGACGAGGACUUAGAAGAGGUGGACAUGGACGAAUUCAUUUUUGAUGAGAAAGCGCUGGAGAAAACCUGGAUAACCCUGGAUUCCAAUGCCUUACCGGCCAGGAUGAUGCCAUUUUCAGAACAGCUGCCGUUGCCAAAGUCUCCACUCCCUCUUCCGAUUCAAGGGUCUCCAAAGACUCUAUCUGUUUUUCCACUGCAGCCAAAACAUGCCUGGUCAGAUAAUGAAGGUGCAGCCUGUUCGGAGCAAAGCUUGACGUCUCACCUUACCUCAAAAUGGAAUGAGGAAUCAGAAAAAAUCCUCAAAGAAUGGGGAAUCACUAAUGAGUCCACUGUCCUUCUCAUGCUGAAGAGAGCCAACAAAAUGAAAGGCAAGAAACAGAAGCAGAAGAGGUUAUUUGACCCAAAUCCAUGUCUGGCCCUGUUCAGGAGCCACAGUAACCAGUAUGUUUCCACAGAAACUAAAAGGCGAACACGUCCUACUUUCAAGGACAACUUUAUAGUUCACCAAGCAGUGAAUGAAGUUCACAAAUUACCGAAAGCAGAGGAAAAACAAUCUUACAAGGAGAGAACUUACCAGUGGCUCCACACACAAGCAGUUCAUCCCGAAACAGACUCUGCAGGCACGGGACGGGAUCAUUUCCUCCCUGAUAUUGGCCAGGAUAUUCUUAAUGGUGGGAGGGUGCAGCUUGUGGCCAUAGGGGACAGAGACGGUGGAGAUUCAGGAGCAAGAUUUUGGACUGACUCCACUAGUGUCUCUCCACCUCUUAAAAAGUAUACUCAGCCUCGAAGAUACUCAGCUGAAAACACAAAAACAGAAGUGCCAUCACCUACAAGAGUCAAUUCAGCUCCGAUCCGAAAUGAACGCAUCUCGUUCUGGGACGGCCCAGUGCGACACAGCGGAGGCUGGGGUGGAGGAAAGAAGAGAGCCAAAUUGAACAAAGUGUGAUGGAUGUCUUGUCGAUGUAAGCCCUUAACAAGACUUACAAUGCCCAUUUGAUCUCCGCUGAAAUUCCUUGCAGCUGCUGUUUUUACUAAAAUCCAGCUUCCUCUCCAGCAAAUGAAUUAGAAGCAAUGGAUGAGAUAUAGCCCAAAUAUCUGCAGGCGGUCACAGGAUAUGUAUUGCUUUCAAGUAUCACUCCAUUUAACAUGAGCACUGC